Molecule: messenger RNA, 2487 nt
Organism: Ochlerotatus camptorhynchus
Lineage: Eukaryota; Metazoa; Arthropoda; Insecta; Diptera; Culicidae
Gene: Nckx30C
Product: Nckx30C
Exons: 7
Coding region: 97-1704 (535 amino acids)
Biological process (GO): intracellular calcium ion homeostasis; calcium ion transmembrane transport
Cellular component (GO): plasma membrane
Molecular function (GO): calcium channel activity; calcium, potassium:sodium antiporter activity
Source: RefSeq, a predicted model, not a curated record
CCAACGCACAAGGACCCCCUGUUUCCCGAAGACUUAUUCACGCUAGAACAACGUCGUAAUGGUGCUGUUGUAUUACACAUUCUUGGCGUAAUAUAUAUGUUUGUCGCACUGGCAAUUGUAUGCGACGAGUUCUUUGUGCCUUCUUUAGACGUGAUCAUUGAGAAACUGGGCAUUACGGACGAUGUGGCCGGUGCGACCUUCAUGGCGGCCGGGGGCAGUGCCCCGGAACUGUUCACCAGCGUGAUCGGUGUGUUCGUUUCGUUCGACGAUGUCGGUAUCGGUACGAUUGUCGGUUCCGCCGUGUUCAACAUCCUGUUCGUUAUCGGUAUGUGUGCGUUGUUCUCCAAAACCCUACUAACACUGACCUGGUGGCCGUUAUUUCGCGAUUGUACGUUCUACAGUGUUAGUUUGCUUACGUUAAUCUAUUUUUUUCGUGAUAACUCGAUCGAGUGGUGGGAGGCGCUAGUGCUGUUUAUAAUCUAUAUCGCGUACGCAGUGUUUAUGAAAUUUAACCAGACAGUGGAGAGAUGUGUGAAGAAGAUUAUCUAUAAAAAUAAGGUGACCAGAGUUCGAAGCACUGAUCAACUUAUGCCUGCAGAAAUUGGCUUGCUAGAAGAGUAUAAACGUCCUGGAAAUCGAGAUACCGACAGUCCUCAACUGCAAGGUAAUGCAGCCAAUUCGUCGGAAACGUCUAUGGCGACACAACCAGGCGGCUCGGUGACGUCGAGGGCGGCCUCCGAGAGCCGAUCGGGGCCGCCCGGUUCGAGUAGUGGUAACGUACCGGCCCAUCACAACCAAACCGCAACCGGGGCCAAAUUCCGACAUGGUCUGCUGCAGCUGAUGAUCCACACGAUAGAUCCACUGCACGAUGAUCCCGUUCCAGGUAAAGUCGAUGAAAAGGCGACGCAGUUGCACGCGAUAGCGUCGUUAAAAGUGCUACUGGAUGCCACCAAGCCGCAACGGGGAGCUGCCACGUCGUCCGCGGCGAAUCAUGUUAAGAUUAAUUUAAGAGAAACCACCUUAGCUAGUGAUCGUCCAAAUGGAAAUAUAGAUACGACAAUUGAUUCGGGUAACGAAUUAGAAGAAGAACCACCAGAGGCAUUAAGCAUGUCUUGGCCAAAGACAAAUAGGAAACGAAUAACCUACCUAUUAGUUGCUCCAAUUAUCUUUCCACUGUACUUAACACUUCCUGACACUAGAACACCAAGGGGUAAGAAGUAUUACCCGGUAACGUUUAUAGGUUCGAUUUUGUGGAUAGCCGCAUACUCGUAUCUUAUGGUGUGGUGGGCUAAUGUUGCUGGUGAUACGGCGAAAAUACCACCGGAGGUGAUGGGACUGACGUUUUUAGCAGCUGGUACCUCAAUUCCCGAUCUGAUCACAUCUGUGAUUGUGGCCCGAAAGGGCUUUGGCGACAUGGCGGUGUCGAGUUCGGUCGGUAGUAACAUUUUCGACGUGACGGUUGGCCUUCCCAUCCCGUGGCUUCUGUACGGCAUCAUCUACGGCCAGCCGGUGGAGGUGAACUCGGUCGGCAUGGUCUGCUCGAUCACGAUCCUGUUCUUGAUGUUGCUGUUUGUCAUCAUGUCGAUAGCCUGCUUCCGCUGGCGUAUGAACAAGAGCCUAGGGCUUAUCAUGUUUUUGUUAUACUUCGUAUUCGUUGCCGUUUCACUCAUGUUUGAAUACGAUGUGUUAGUAUGUCCGUUUUAAAUAAGUACGCUUAAUACGCUAGACAAAAAAAGACACAGAGGCAGUGGUAACUAAACAGAAUCAUCUACUUUAGGAGUUACGUUUUACGAACGAGAAAAAAAGAUAAAAAGAAAACAAAAAAGACGAAAAAAGUAAACCAACUAAAUUAAACUUAGAAUAUAGGAAAGGAAGCAAACCCACUUGAUGCUAGGUCUAGGUAAGUUUUUACCUAGCUAAACGGAUGACGCAACUGAAGUUGAAUAUAUUAAUAUGUAUAGUUAUAUAGAAGAAUGCUAACAUUAAAGAGCAAAACAACAAUAGAUUAGAGAGCGGAUGGGGCGUAGAUAAGCGAAAUUCAUUCUAUAUAGGAAAUGUUUAGUCGAAGGAGAAACAUCCUAAGAAAAGGCAUCAUAAUGUGCAGAAAAGCGAAGCUAGUUGUUCCCAUGCAAAGAAACGAAACCUAAGCGAAAACUAAAACAAGACAUAUAACGAAGAGAAUAAAGCAACAAGAACCUUCUAUUGAACACAACUUAUUUUAGAUUUUUAUCUCCUCUUCUUCAUGCAACUAUAGUAUCGAGUCUAUUAUCAUACAUUUUGAAUUGUAUUCAACCAAAACAACCUAUAUUCGAACGGAAUCUUACCUAACAAAGAAUACAUCUAGUUAAUACAAGAAUCAACUAAUUAAACCAGUAAAACUGUAUUUAAGCAUGCAUCUCUUUCUUCUACAAGAACAAAUUCUAUAAGAAUCUAGACUUAAACAAACAAACAAAAAAAAAAAGAAUAAAUUUAAGCAACAAUUUUCAA